This is a messenger RNA of Sphaeroforma arctica JP610, 312 nucleotides long. RefSeq lists its product as hypothetical. Lineage: Eukaryota; Ichthyosporea; Ichthyophonida. Bases 1 to 312 code for a protein of 103 amino acids. The record is from RefSeq and is a predicted model, not a curated record. The transcript has a single exon.
AUGAUGCAGCUUGCGCAAGAGAGGGCGGUCAACAAGUUACGAGAGGAUAUGCCGAUGUCCAAUAUCGACCAGGUGGUCAUGUUUCGACCCACUAAGACACCUUAUAAACCGCAUGUUGACUGCAUGGGGCCUACAGAUGUCGUCGUUUUGUACCCACCGGUAUAUCAUGUAGUGCGGAUGCGGGUGAACGUCAAAUCGUACAGAGGGCAUAUUUCGGAUAUGCGUGCGUACCGUAUUCCGAUUGGUGUGCCAGAGCGUGGCAAAGCGCAACACUGUUUGGCAGGCACAAUGUGUACCGACUGGUUGUUAUAA